GCGUCCCAAUGACCAGGCCAACGUACAGUAUCAAACGGGAGCUCCGGGUUCUUCUCACCUACCAGUAAAAACCAAUUGUCCUCUGUGUGGGGAGCUUUCCCCUGCUCUGGCAGGUUGCCAUGUCAUCUAAUCCCCUGUGCCGGAUGUCUACUCUGGGCGGUGCCGUGAAUCAUCAGAGCACUCAAAAGAUCGCUGUGCAUUUACCAGGAUAUUUAUAGCAGUGCUUAACACCAAGGCUUAACAAAACCAGGAGUUUCUGGAUUUCCUGUCCCAACAACCAGCCUGGUCAAGGCUAUGAUCUUUUGACUAUUGCAACAUCAUUACAAUGGGUCACUCAAUUUUGCAGAGGGGAACAGAUUAAAGCAGUCUGACUCCUUGUGGAGAACUCCUGAUUCUUCAAACAACAGACUUAUUAACCAGGGCAGCUAAGGAACUGCCUGCUGGAAAGAACACUCACUCCGGCUUUAGCCUCUGCUGUAAAACACAUCCCAGGGCUCUAGGUUUCUCGUGUGCGACUACUUUUCUGGCCUAAUACACUUCCCAGUGGGAAGCUUUGAAGUCUUACACAUAAAUGGACAUCCAGUGGAUUUGUGCUGUCACCAUAAUCCUAGCAUGGUCCUGCAGAGGUUCCUCAGGACACCAGACAGCAGUUGAACCUCCCCGCAAUCUUCAGAUAAUUGACCCUGGACUUUUAGGCCAUCUCUAUAUAGAAUGGCAGCCUCCACCUUCCCAGCUAACCCUCGAUCAGUGUACAAUAAAAUAUAAAUUAAAAUACCGUAGCACGGGCGAUGCGGAUUGGAAGGUUGUUUUUACUAAGAAAUUAAAAUAUGGCGAUGGAUUUGAUCUCAGCAAGAGAACUGAAGCAAAGGUCCAGACUCUGCUAGAAGGACGUUGUACAAAUGAAUCUGAAGUGAAGAGUGACUGGACUCACGCUACCUUCCAGGUUCCUUCACAAGGAGAUCUGGAGUCACAGAUCCGAGACUUCCACUGUGUCUAUUACAAUUGGGAGCACCUCACAUGCACUUGGCAGCGGGGCCGGCUAGCUCCUCCUGGGGCAUGUUAUGAGUUAUAUUAUUGGUACGAAGGGCUGGAUCACGCAAUGCAAUGCAGUGACUAUAUUCAGACUCAUGGAAGAAACACUGGAUGCAAGUUGCAAAACCUGAGGCAGGCAGAAUAUAUUGAUUUCAACGUCUGUGUUAAUGGUUCUUCAGAGUCCACACAGCUGAGACCCUCCUACUUCACAUUCCAUCUUCAGAACCUAGUCAAACCUUCUCCGCCUGAGAAGCUGUCGGUUUCCAUUUCUGCCUAUGAGGAUGUUCAUGUGGAAUGGAGCCCUCCUGCUCGGGGUGCGCCCCCGCACUGCCUGGACUACGAGGUGCAGCUGACGGAACACGAUGGCGAUGCUGAUGCUCCCUGGACGGCUGUCUCAACCCAAGUGGAAACCGCCUUUACCUUCUCCCAGGCCAAUCGCAGCCGCGUCUCAUGUGUCCGUGUACGAGGGAAAACAAACAUGUUCUGUGCCGACAAGGGCUUUUGGAGUGAAUGGACGCGGGAGUGUUUCUACGUGUCCAGAAAAGAUGAAAAGCAGCUGUUCAUCCUCAUUGCAGUAGUCUUAAGUUUUUUGACUGUCAUUAUAAUAUUGAUAUUAGCUGCACAGCGCAAGAAAAGAACAAAUGGAGAGAAAAAUAUAUCACCUACAUCUCGAUAUUUGGACUAAUUCCUGAACAAAAUGAUUUCCAGAGAUGCCCUGUGAGAUGUCAGUGGAACUUACUGCUGCAUUAUGCACGUGUUAUUGAUGUCCAUAAUAAAGACCCAUGCCAACUUCAGGUUCCUGGCAUUCUUGGCAAAUUACACGCUCCAGUGGGAUGCUAACGCUGCAAAUGGGCUUGUUGUGCAGCUCGUGUCCAAUAGAUCAUCCCAAGAACAGACAUGAAACCUGAACUUCUUACGAGACUUUUCUACUUCCCCACCCACACUUAGUAUGCUUCUAUAGUCCAACAACACGAAGGUCAGAGAAGUUUAUUGACUGAUGCUGGAAUAAUUUUUUAUGAUAAAAUAAUGGGGCAAAAAAGGAGGCA
Emys orbicularis (European pond turtle) is the source of this 2078-nucleotide messenger RNA. It is a transcript of the gene IL13RA2, whose product is annotated as interleukin 13 receptor subunit alpha 2. Gene Ontology annotation, biological process: cytokine-mediated signaling pathway. Gene Ontology annotation, cellular component: external side of plasma membrane. The record is from RefSeq and is a predicted model, not a curated record. The transcript has 11 exons. Lineage: Eukaryota; Metazoa; Chordata; Testudines; Emydidae. Gene Ontology annotation, molecular function: protein binding; erythropoietin receptor activity. Bases 572 to 1717 code for a protein of 381 amino acids.